This is a messenger RNA of Branchiostoma belcheri (Belcher's lancelet), 1259 nucleotides long. RefSeq names its product E3 ubiquitin-protein ligase TRIM56-like. Lineage: Eukaryota; Metazoa; Chordata; Leptocardii; Amphioxiformes; Branchiostomatidae. The transcript has a single exon. Gene Ontology annotation, biological process: positive regulation of DNA-templated transcription. Gene Ontology annotation, cellular component: nucleoplasm; chromatin. The record is from RefSeq and is a predicted model, not a curated record. Gene Ontology annotation, molecular function: ubiquitin-protein transferase activity; zinc ion binding. Bases 12 to 1259 code for a protein of 415 amino acids.
UUAAAACAGUAAUGGCGACUGCAGCUUUUUCUGACGAAGUUAGCGGCGACUCCCUCGAGUGUUCGAUCUGCUGCUACACCUUUAAGAACCCGAAGGUUCUUCCCUGCCUGCACACCUUCUGUGAGCACUGCCUACGGGAAUGGGUACAGAAGAACGAUGGUGACACUUUUCUAUGUCCUAUUUGUCGACAACCAGUCCCAUUGCCCCAAGAUGGCGUCGAGGGUCUAAAGGACAAUGUAUUCCUUGCUAGGCUGGUGAAAGCUGUGACCGAGCAUCACAAGAUUCGCCAGGGGAAAGAUGUUCUCCUCUGCACCAGCUGCGAUGAAGGGAAGCCGGCCACGUCCAGGUGUUCAGAGUGCGCGGAGUUUCUCUGUGAGAGUUGUGAGUCGGCACAUCGUCUAGUGAGAGCUACCAAGGGCCACACCCUUUUCACGUUUGAGGAACUGAAAACGGGAAAAUAUGACAAAGUCUUCAGGGCCAGGACAGCCCCACCGUGCUCCAAGCAUUCGGGAGAGAUCUUGAAGCUCUACUGUAGGACUUGCGAGACUCCAAUAUGCAACGAGUGUGCCUUGUUUGAACACAGGGACUCGCAACACGACUUCGCGCGCAUAGAAGAGGUGGCUGCAGAAAAGAGGGAGACAAUCUUAGCUCUAACACCACAAUGCCAGGCUCGAAUGCAGUUCUUUUGCGAGACGGAAGGAGUACAGAAACGCUUGAAGGAACAACUUCAGCUGAAUGCAGAGGGGGCUCGUCAGAACGUCCAGAAAACCGUACAGACACUAAUCGCCCUUGUCAAGGAAGAAGGCGAGCGGCUCCUAACCUGUGUUGACACAGAGGAAAAGUCCAGAAGGAAGCAGAUCGAUGCAGGGAUAGAGGCGGCACAGAUCAGUCUGGCAAGCGCCAAGAGUACAUGUGAGUUUGCGGAGACUCUGGCCAGGGAGGGAGGCGACUACGAAGUUGUAUCUUUCUCACAAGAUAUGACAAGUAGACUGAAUGACUUGACUAAACCACCUGCGGACACAGUGGACUUUGAACUGGCAAAUAUUACCGUUGAUUACUCUGUUAUGGAGCACAAGUUGACGACAAACAGCCCCAAAUCUGCCCAAUACAGCCUGCCGACGCCUAUGGAGAGGGAACUGUGUUCUCUGCUGAAAUGUGCACUGCAAAAUCGGACCAGCUCGAGGACGGGACUUCCUGAUCUGAAACCAUCUGGGCCCAGGGUGUCGGGAAAUGUAAGCAGAAAGGUACAUGGUAAGUAA